AUGCAUAACUAUUUUAGGACCGAACCCAAUGUCGAAAUAAAAGAAGAGGAUGACUCGGAUCACCUAAACAUCCCGGACCCAAUCAGGGUAAAGAAAAAGAUCAAAAAAACCCUAAAAAAGAAGAAGAUUCCUGUAAAAAAGCGCCGUAAAACCCACCCUCCGCCGGUGGAAUUGGACGAACCGAUCGAGUGCGAGGUUUGCAACGCCACCUACAAGAACAACGUCAGGUUCGCCUUACAUACGAUCAGCCAUAGUGAGGAUGGCAAAUAUUCAUGUCACUUGUGCUCUUAUAAAAACGUGUCCAAGUACCACAUAGAAAUGCACGUCAGGGCCCACGAGGGUACCACCAAGUUCAAGUGCGAGGUGUGCCAGAAGGCUUUUACCGUCAGCACACACGCCUUGGAGCACAAGUACGUCCACACCGGCGAGAAGCCGUUCCAUUGCGAACUGUGCGGGAAACAGUUCAUGUUUUCCAGAUUUCUGGCCGCGCACAAACGCUCCCAGCACUACGAGAUCCUCACCGGAAGACCCCUGGUGAAGUUCGAUUGUAAAAUAUGCAGCAAGCAUUACGCCUCGGCCUCUGGCCUAAGAAGACACAAACUGAGCAAGCACAACGAUCAGGGCAUCGACUUGUCGGUACUGUGUGACAUCUGCGGAAAACGGCUCUCCAGCAAGGAGAAACUCAAGUUCCACAGACGUAUCCAUACUGGAUACAAGCCGUUCGCUUGCCAAGUGUGCGCCAAGGCUUUCACCAAGAAGGAUCAGCUCAUUGAACACUUGAGGGUGCACACGGGGGAGAAACCCCACAUCUGCAAGUACUGCGGCAGGGGCUUUACCCAGAGGACCCCCCUGAAGAUCCACGAGAGGACCCACACCGGUGAGAGGCCCUACGUGUGCGUGUGUUGCGGCAAAGGUUUCGUCACAAAGAGCUCGGUGGACUCACACAUGAAGACGUGCGAAGGCAACUUGAUGUCUGCCUUCGCCUCCUCCUGGAUGAGGCAUCCUUUGCCCGCACUCGCUCAGCAGUUCCUUGGGAGUGCCGAUCGACUGCUCAUGCCCGAACCAGGGGCUUCUUCUGAGAACAAAGUGUUUCCUUUGGUGUCCGAGAUGAGUUUACCGAAAACCGAGUGA
This is a messenger RNA of Anthonomus grandis grandis, 1131 nucleotides long. RefSeq names its product zinc finger protein 239-like. The record is from RefSeq and is a predicted model, not a curated record. The coding region runs from base 1 to 1131 and encodes 376 amino acids. The transcript has a single exon. NCBI's taxonomy places the organism in Eukaryota, Metazoa, Arthropoda, Insecta, Coleoptera, Curculionidae.